AUGAGGCUCCGGAGAGCCUGCCUGCUGGUCCUCCUCCUGGCGCUGGUGCAGCUGCUGGCCGCGGCGAGCGCCGGGGGCCCGGACGCAGAUUCUAAUAAAGAAGAAGCUUUUGAAGAGGAAGAUGAAGAGGAGGAGGAGGAAGAGGAAGAGGAGGAAGAUGACUUGGAAGUUAAGGAAGAAAAUGGUGUCUUAGUCCUAAGUGACGCAAACUUUGAUAACUUUGUGGCUGACAAAGACACGGUGCUGCUGGAGUUCUACGCUCCAUGGUGUGGACAUUGCAAGCAGUUUGCUCCAGAAUAUGAAAAAAUUGCCAGUACCUUGAAGGAGAAUGACCCUCCCAUUCCUGUCGCUAAGAUUGACGCAACCUCAGAGUCAGCACUGGCCAGCAGGUUUGAUGUGAGCGGCUACCCCACUAUCAAGAUCCUCAAGAAGGGGCAGGCUGUUGACUACGAAGGUUCCAGGACCCAGGACGAAAUUAUUGCCAAGGUCAAAGAAAUCUCCCAGCCCAAUUGGACGCCUCCACCAGAAGUCACACUUGUGCUGACCAACGAUAACUUCGAUGAAGUGGUGAACGAUGCAGACAUCAUUCUGGUGGAGUUUUAUGCCCCCUGGUGUGGGCACUGCAAGAAGCUGGCCCCUGAGUACGAGAAGGCCGCCAAGGAGCUGAGCAAACGCUCUCCCCCAAUCCCUCUGGCAAAGGUCGACGCCAUCGCGGAAACAGACCUGGCCAAGCGGUUCGGUGUCUCCGGCUAUCCCACCCUGAAGAUCUUCCGCAAAGGAAAGCCUUUUGAAUACAAUGGCCCCAGGGAGAAAUAUGGGAUCGUCGACUACAUGAUUGAGCAGUCCGGGCCGCCCUCCAAGGAGAUUUUGGCCCUGAAGCAGGUCCAAGAGUUCCUGAAGGAUGGAGAUGAUGUCGUCAUCAUCGGAGUCUUCAAGGCAGAGAGUGACCCGGCCUACCAGCUGUACCAGGAUGCUGCUAACAACCUGAGAGAAGAUUACAAAUUCCACCACACUUUCAACACUGAAAUUGCAAAGUUCUUGAAAGUCUCCCCAGGGAAGUUGGUCAUGAUGCAGCCUGAGAAAUUCCAGUCCAAAUACGAGCCCAAGAGCAACAUGAUGGACAUCCAGGGCGCCCCGGAGGGCUCUGCCGUCAAGGACUUCGUGCUGAAGCACACCUUGCCCCUGGUGGGCCACCGCAAGCCCUCCAACGACGCCAAGCGCUACACACGCCGCCCUCUGGUGGUCGUCUACUACAGCGUGGACUUCAGCUUUGACUACAGAGCCGCCACUCAGUUUUGGCGGAGCAAGGUGCUGGAGGUGGCUAAGGACUUCCCCGAGUACACUUUCGCCGUGGCUGAUGAGGACGACUUUGCCACGGAGGUGAGGGACCUAGGGCUCAGCGAGAGCGGGGAGGACGUCAAUGCUGCCAUCCUGGACGAGGGUGGGCGGAAGUUUGCCAUGGAGCCUGAAGAGUUUGACUCUGACACCCUCCGAGAGUUCGUCAAAGCUUUCAAAAAAGGAAAACUGAAGCCAGUUAUCAAAUCCCAGCCUGUGCCCAAGAACAACAAGGGGCCCGUCAAGGUCGUGGUGGGCAAGACCUUCGAGUCCAUCGUGAUGGACCCCAAGAAGGACGUCCUCAUCGAGUUCUAUGCGCCCUGGUGCGGGCACUGCAAGCAGCUGGAGCCCGUGUACACCUCCCUGGGCAAGAAGUACAAGAGCCACAAGAACCUGGUCAUCGCCAAGAUGGACGCCACCGCCAAUGACAUCACCCACGACCGCUACAAGGUCGAGGGCUUCCCCACCAUCUACUUCGCGCCCAGCGGGGACAAAAAGAACCCAAUUAAGUUUGAGGAUGGAAACAGAGACCUGGAACACUUGAGCAAGUUUAUAGACGAACAUGCCACAAAGCCAAGCAGGACCAGGGAAGACCUUUAA
Pipistrellus nathusii (Nathusius's pipistrelle) is the source of this 1935-nucleotide messenger RNA. Lineage: Eukaryota; Metazoa; Chordata; Mammalia; Chiroptera; Vespertilionidae. The record is from the annotation of a GenBank genome assembly.